This is a messenger RNA of Rubroshorea leprosula, 4226 nucleotides long. The record is from the annotation of a GenBank genome assembly. NCBI's taxonomy places the organism in Eukaryota, Viridiplantae, Streptophyta, Magnoliopsida, Malvales, Dipterocarpaceae.
GGAUCGCCAACAUCGAGUGUAGAGUAGCAACGAAGCACACAAUUUGAAAUCUCACUGAAACCUCUCCGUCUCUGUGGUUCGAUCUAUGGAGUUGGUCCUCUCUGUGUAGAUCGAAGAUGACGAACUAUCUAGCUCAGUUCCAAACGAUCAAGAACGCCUGUGAUCAUCUCGUCAUUGCCGUUGAAGAUGUAAAUGAUUUGUGGCCUACUCUCAAGAGUAGAUUUGAAGAGCGAUUGCCAUUCAAGAAAGGUUUCUUAAAUAACAAGACCAGAAACUCCGUCUUUGUGGAAAAUUUGCAUGCUGAAUUCAUAUUAACAACAGAUGCGAGACUGCGUAGCAGAUAUCCACAGGAGCAAUAUUUAUUUUGGUUUCGAGAGCCAUAUGCAACUGUGGUUCUUGUUACCUGUGAGGAUCUUGAUGAGUUCAAGAAUAUUCUUAAACCCCGCUUGAAAUUAAUUGUUCAAAAUGAUGAGAAGGAAUGGUUUAUUGUAUUUGUAUCUCGAGCUCAUCCAAGCAAUGAUCAAGCCACCAAAAUGGCAAAAAAAGUAUAUUCCAAAAUUGAAGUUGAUUUCAACUCCAGGAGGAGAGAAAGGUGCUGUAAACUAGAUUUACAUGGUACUGAACCAAAGUUCUGGGAAGACUUGGAGUCAAAGAUUAUGGAAUGCAUCAGAAAUACCUUGGAUAGGCGUGUACAAUUUUAUGAGGAUGAGAUACGCAAGCUUAGUGAACAGCGUUUCAUGCCUGUUUGGAACUUUUGUAAUUUUUUCAUUUUGAAGGAAAGCUUGGCUUUCAUGUUUGAGAUGGCUAACCUUCAUGAGGAUGCAUUACGUGAAUAUGAUGAACUGGAAUUGUGCUAUCAGGAAACAGUUAAUGUGACUGGGAAACGUAGAGAGUUUGGAGGACUAGAUCACGGUGAUGAUCAGGCAGCUUUGCUCAACCCUGGAGACAAGCUAUUGACACAAAUUGUUCAAGAUGACUCAUUCAGAGAAUUUGAAUUCAGACAGUAUCUCUUUGCCUGUCAAGCAAAGCUGUUAUUCAAGUUGAAUCGUCCUUUUGAGGUUGCCUCUAGGGGUUAUCCAUUUAUAAUUAACUUCUCCAAGGCCCUAGCAUUACGUGAGAAUAUAUUGCCCUUUUGUAUGCGUGAAGUUUGGGUAAUCACUGCAUGCUUGGCUUUGAUAAAUGAAACCAGUUCUCGUUAUAGAGAUGGACCUGUGGUCCCUGAUACAGAAAAAGAGUUCUGCCGCCUUCAGGGUGAUCUUUACUCUCUAUGUAGGAUAAAGUUCAUGAGGCUCGCAUGUCUAAUUGGAUAUGGAACAGACAUAGAAAAAAGUCCUGUUAACAGUGCUUCUCUGAGCAUGCUACCCUGGCCCAAGCCAGCAGUUUGGCCUUCAGUUCCACCAGAUGCUUCAACUGAGGUGCUUGCAAAAGAAAAGAUGAUUCUUCAAGCAACUCCUAGAAUCAAGCACUUUGGUAUUCAAAGGAAACCUUUGCCUCUUGAACCUGCUGUGCUUGUACGUGAGGCAAAUAGGCGAAGGGCUUCUCUCUCUGGUGGAAAUAUGUAUGAAAUAUUAGAUGGUAGCCCAAAUUUUAAUGAUGGAUCAGGUUCAGAUGCAUCAUCAAAAAUGUCCCCAUCAAAUAAAGUACAACCAACUUCUAUGUCACGCACAAAUUCUUCUCCAGGUUUUGAGGGUUCAAUUGAUCGGCCUAUGAGACUUGCUGAGAUUUAUGUUGCGGCAGAACAUGCGUUGAAGCAUACUAUUUCAAAUCCUGAACUGUGGAAAACUUUAUCAUCCAGGGAGGAGUUAGAGCAAAAGUACCUGGAGCUAACUAAAGGUGCUGCUGAAAAUUAUCAUCAGUCCUGGUGGAAAAGACAUGGGGUUGUUCUUGAUGGUGAAAUUGCAGCUGUAUGCUUCCAGCGGGGUAAUUUUGACCUUGCUGCUAAGUCAUAUGAGAAGGUCUGUGCGCUUUAUGCGGGCGAAGGAUGGCAGGAUUUAUUGGCUGAAGUCUUGCCCAAUUUAGCUGAGUGUCAGAAGAUGCUCAAUGAUCAAGCUGGGUAUCUAUCAUCUUGUGUUAGACUGCUUUCACUAGAUAAAGGCUUAUUCUCAACCAAGGAACGCCAAGCCUUUCAGUCAGAAGUUGUUAGUCUGGCGCAUAGUGAAAUGAAAAACACAGUUCCUCUCGAUGUAUCCUCAUUAAUUACCUUUUCUGGAAAUGCUGGGCCUCCAUUGGAGCUAUGUGAUGGGGAUCCUGGUACUUUAUCUGUAACUCUCUGGAGUGGCUUUCCUGAUGAUAUAACUCUUGAUUCUCUUAGUCUCACUUUGAUGGCUACUUAUAAUGCUGAUGAAGGUGGUAAGGCUUUAAGGAGCUCUAGUGCUACUGUACUGAAGCCUGGCAAGAACACAAUUACCUUUGCUUUGCCACCCCAGAAACCAGGUUCUUAUGUCUUAGGAGUUCUCACUGGACGGAUUGGACACUUGAGUUUUAGAUCUCAUAGUUUCUCCAAAGUUGGGCCAGCAGAUAGUGAUGAUUUCAUGAGCUAUGAGAAACCAACCAGACCUAUCUUGAAGGUUUUCAAUCCAAGACCUCUGGUUGAUCUUGCUGCUGCUGUAUCAUCUGGUUUACUAAUAAAUGAAGCUCAGUGGAUUGGAGUUAUAGCACGGCCAAUCAACUAUUCUUUAAAAGGUGCUGUUUUGCAUAUUGAUACUGGGCCAGGACUACAGACCGAAGAGUCACAUGUCAUUGAGAUGGAGAGUUACAAUAAUGAAUCAGAGAGUUCUGCUGAAAUGGAGAACCACGGUCAUGCUGAUCUAGAUAGUUCUCUGGCUAUGAAUAAAUACUUCAAACAACUAUGUCUCCUUGAUGGUAAAAUAGAUUUUCCUGAUUGGGCUAGUGAUGUUACCUCAAUUCUAUGGAUUCCAGUUCGUGCUACUGAGGACAGGCUAGCUAGAGGAUCUUCUUCAGUGGCCCCCCAGAAACAAAGUAUUGUAGAUGGAAUGAGGACAAUAGCUCUGAGACUUGAAUUUGGAGUAUCACACAACCAGAUAUUUGAGAGAACUAUUGCUUUGCAUUUCACUGAUCCUUUUCAUGUAAGCACGCGGGUUGCAGAUAAAUGCAAUGAUGGUUCAAUGCUUCUGCAGGUAACAUUACACUCUCAAGUGAAGGCCUCAUUGACCAUUUAUGAUGCAUGGCUUGACCUUCAAGAUGGAUUUGUUCAUACUGGACAAGGAGAUGGAAGACCAACUUCUGGCUUCUUUCCGCUUGUCAUCUCUCCAAAUUCUAGAGCAGGACUGUUAUUCAGCAUAGGCUUGGGGAAGACAACUGCUGAAGAUGAAACUGAGGCAAUAAAAUCUGAUAGCAUUUUGAGUAUCAGAUAUGGAAUCUCUGGUGAUAGAAACAGUGGGGCACACCCUCCUGUGGCUAUGAAAUCAAAUGGAAUUGAGAGUGUUGGUGAGGGUUUAAUCUUCAGGAGUGCUCUUGUUUUGCAACGGCCGGUGCUUGACCCAUGCAUUGCUGUUGGGUUCUUGCCUCUACCUUCUGAUUGUCUCAGAGUUGGGCAACUUGUUGCCAUGCAAUGGAGAGUUGAAAGGUUGAAGGAUUUUGAGGAGAAUGAAGUUCCUAAGAACAAUGAUGAGGUAUUAUAUGAAGUUAGUGCAAAUUCUGAGAAUUGGAUGGUUGCGGGGAGAAAGAGAGGACAUGUUUGUCUCUCAACAAAGCAAGGUUCACGGAUAGUUAUUUCAAUACUAUGCUUGCCAUUGGCAGCUGGUUACGUUCGUCCCCCUCAACUCAUGUUGCCAGAUAUUGAUGAGGCAAAUAUAAGUAACAGUCCUGCUGGACCCCACUUGGUUUGCGUUUUGCCUCCUGCUCUCAGCUCCUCCUACUGCAUUCCAGCAUGAUUACUGCUCUUUACUCAGGUUUAUCUUUACCUCGAGUUUUCCACAUGUGGAGUUGGAUAAAGCAUCUUCAAUUGAAACCUUGCUUGAGAUAUAUUUAGGGAUCAAAUUUCAAUUCAAUUUGUAUAUCUGUAUUUUCCCCAAUUGUUUAAAAGAUCAAGAGAAGUAAUUGAGUUAGAUCCGAAUAGGUAGUCCUUUUGAGUGAUGGUAACACCAGCUAUUAUAUAAUGUACAGUAGAAUUUUGUACUGUGUACAACAAACAAUAUAUACUUGCAAAGAUACAAUUUCUCAACUCCAGUUUGUUUUAAUGAAAAAAAUAAAUAAAUUUAAGAAUC